Leguminivora glycinivorella is the source of this 1043-nucleotide messenger RNA. RefSeq names its product gastrula zinc finger protein XlCGF57.1-like. The transcript has 2 exons. Gene Ontology annotation, biological process: regulation of transcription by RNA polymerase II. The record is from RefSeq and is a predicted model, not a curated record. NCBI's taxonomy places the organism in Eukaryota, Metazoa, Arthropoda, Insecta, Lepidoptera, Tortricidae. Gene Ontology annotation, molecular function: RNA polymerase II cis-regulatory region sequence-specific DNA binding; DNA-binding transcription factor activity. Bases 80 to 859 code for a protein of 259 amino acids.
UUAAAUGGAUUAUAUUCUCUUUAAUCUUUAAUCCUGACCUUUUAGCACAUCACAUUAGUAUAACUUUUGAGAGUGAGCGAUGGAGACGAGUGCCGAGUCUGGCAGCAUGUCGCCGGCGCGCGUGAAGCUGGAGCCCGAGACGAACCAGUCGGAAAUGGCCCCUGUGAAGGAAGAACCUGUAUUCCUGGAUGAAGAGGAGCGUGUGAAGGAGGAGUGGUCGGACAGCACGGCCGGGCGCGGCGUGAGCGAGGCAGCCAUGCUGGCCGACUUGUACAUCGAGCACGAGGUGAAGGACGAGCUCGUGCUGGGGCCGGAGCGCCCGCACCGCCCCGUAGUCGCCCCGGCCGCCCUGUCUAAUCGUGUCGCAGCGUCCGCCGAGCCCGCACACACACCCAGCGCCAUCGCCACCGUCUAUCAGUGUCACCAUUGCGGCCAACUGUUCUGGGAUAAGCUGUUUUUGAAGAAACACGUAAACACUCACUCACCUUUACAUCAUUCAAAAACAGAAAAUUGUGGUUCAAAACGACAUCAAACACACACAGAUAUACAGACUCGUCUGAAAACUCACACAGACGAUAAACCUUUCUGGUGUACUCAAUGUGACUACAAGUGUAGACGGAAAGAUCAAUUACGGUCACAUCUGAUUAUUCACACUGACGAAAAGCCUUUUAGUUGUAGCUACUGUGACUACAAAUGUAGACGAAAAGCACAUUUAAAGUCUCAUCUGAUGACUCACACUGACGAAAAACCUUUUAGUUGUGGCUACUGUGACUACAAAGGUAGACGAAAAGAACAUUUAAAGACUCACCUUAUUACGCACACCAAAGAGGAUCGAGUAUUAGUGUCACUGUCAAAGUAAAAUGUGUAGUCACAGUACUCACAGUACAUAAACUGACAUCACUCGACACAGGCAUAAAACUUUUGAACUUCAGUUUUGAAAUUUUAACCCAUAUUCUUAAGAGGCCUGAUUCCCUAAAUACCGCUCAUGAAUUUAGUACUUUUUAUUCACUGUGAGGCUUCAAGUGCAGAAGGAAAUGACAGUU